GCUCAUCCUUCACUGCUCUGGCCCUGUGCCCCACAUUGACCCUGAUGUCCCUUUAACAGGAACUAUUACAACUCCCAGAUACUGAGCUGCCAGACCAGCAGCAGGCACACUGGUUGUGGCCACAUGAAAUUCAGCAGUUGUGAGAUGGAGACAUGGCUUAAAGCCCAAUUUCACAGGCAAAUCAGCUGAGGCCUGUGGCUUGCCAAGGCAACUAACCCUAGAGGCUUUUUUUUCUCCUUUGGUGGUACUCAGGAUUGAACCAGAGUCUUUGCACUGACCUAUAUCCCCAGCCCCUAUUUAUUUAUUUAUUCAUUUAUUGCAGACAGGUUCUCACUACAUUGCCCAGGCUGGCCUUGCACUUGUGAUCCUCCUACCUCGGCCUCCCAGAGUGCUGGGAUUAUAGCCAUGCACGACUACACCUGGCACCCUCAACACUUUCUAAUCCCCACCUCUAAUGCCAUUUAUGUGUGCCCCUGCUAGAUCCCCUGCUAAGCACUCUCUGCAUGUGAUCUAUGGGGAUCUUCAAUACAAACCAUAACAGGGAGACUUCUUAGUUCCAUUUUUCAGGUGAAACUGUAGCUCAGUGAGAAGUGACUUACCCCAAGUCCUACUGAGAUACAAUGCUAAAGCUCGGUGUGGACAGCCACCCUUGCUUCCCCAAAUGAUCAGCAAGACUAACUGUUGUGAAGAAAUACUCCUUUACCAGGUGUGAUGGCACAUUCCUUCAAUCCCAGCACUCUAGGAGGCUGAGGUGGGAGGAUCACAAAUUCCAGCCCAGCCUGGGCAAUUUAGCAACUUAGCAGUACAAUUUCAAGACAAAAAAGAGGGAGGGCCUGGGAAUGCAGGUCAUUGUGAAGGCUCUGGGUUUAAGCCUCAGCACCGAAAAUAACAAAAAACUAUUACCAUCAAGCCUUUGUACUCAAUGUUCCCUCUGCCUGGAACACUCUCCUCCACCUCCUUUUCAGGGGUCAUAUCCAAUCCUUGAACCCCUUUGCUGGAUCAGGAGCCUCUUCCGGCCACCAGAGUCCCUCAGGUUUCUUGAUCAUUCUGGACUGUAACUGCUGUUUCCUCCAUGGACUUAAAAUAGUCAUUUUCAGGGCUGAGCUAGAGUUGGAGCUCAGAAAACUGCUGGGUAAAUGAUAGAAAGUAACUGCAUGGAGAGAGUUCAAAAUUCUUAACCCCUAGUUCAGAGGUCAGACAAGGACCAAUCUAGAGCAGAACCAGCCAGAUUGCUGGGGAAGGGUCCCGGGAGCCCCUGUCUGAUGAUCCCCUUUGGUUUCCAGACUGCGGGAAGUGGUGUCUCAGGCAGUCACGAGAGGCUGGACUGUUAACAAACCAGUUUUAAAAUAUGUGAUCAGCAUGACUAGUGCUUUUGACAGCUUUGGGCAUCUGAGGAUCAGAGGUAGACGCUUACCUGGAGGUGCGCAGCCUAGAUCCUUUUGCCCUUAACUGUCCACUCUGUUGUCCUCCCUACAUCCUCUGGAACAGAACAAUCAGAGCUGCUCCCUCUCCACUUCCUCAGACAGCUGCUGUGAUUUGAAUAACCAAGUAUGCCAACCCAUGUCCGGUGGUGACUGAUUUGCCUGGCAAACAGAUCCUCAGGUCUUUCUCCCUGCCAAUGCUGGAGCCAUGUUUCUUUUGUCCACAAACCCAAGAGUUGCCUAGAUUCUUGUCCCCCUCCUUGACCCCCACUGGGGGUCCUAGUGCUUGUGGGUCCCUGGAGGCUGCAGAGUUCCAAAUUCAAGACUCUGACCUUAGAGGAACAGGAUGAACAGCAGGCCCAGCUUAGUUCCCUGAGCUCCUCAAAGAAUUUGCAUGAAGAGAACAAGGCUCCUACAUGGGUUCCCCCUCCCUUCCCACCUGGGACAGUUGUCCUAGGUGUGAGGUCUGAAAGCAGGUGGAAGAGCCAACUCUGUGUGCGGAACCAUCUCACCACUGCUGAGGUGAUGCCCCGUGUCUUUCUGGUCAGGAGUCGGCGUCCACAGCCACCCAACUGGGGCCACUUGCCUGACCAGCUCCGGGGAGAUGCCUAUAUCCCAGACUGCAGCAGCCUGGCAGGACCACGAGCACACCAGUCUUCCGGCCUCAGGGACCCUUGGGCAGCGGCCACACAGGGAACCCUGGCAUCUGCUCCCAGGAGCCCUGGGACACUCGGCUGCCCUCUCUGCCCCAAGGCCUUCCCGCUGCAGCGCAUGCUAACCCGGCACCUCAAGUGCCACAGCCCAGCACGCCGCCACGUGUGCCACUGCUGUGGCAAGGGCUUUCACGAUGCCUUCGAUCUCAAGCGCCACAUGAGGACUCACACUGGAAUCCGGCCAUUCCGAUGCGAAGCUUGUGGGAAAGCUUUCACACAGCGCUGCUCCCUUGAAGCACAUCUUGCAAAAGUGCACGGGCAGCCUGCUAGCUAUGCUUAUCGGGAGCGUCGAGAGAAGCUGCAUGUAUGUGAGGACUGUGGCUUCACCAGCUCACGCCCAGAUGCCUAUGCACAGCACCGCAACCUGCAUCGUGCUACUUGAGACAGUACACCAGCAUCCUACCCAUGAGGCAAAUAAAUACAAGAAACAUGCGCAUAGAACCUGGCAUUUAUUACAAGCGGAGGAGGGAUGGGUCACUCGGUCCAGCGGUGGCCGCAGUGUGGGGCAGUGCAUACAUAGUACAGGCGCA
Molecule: messenger RNA, 2664 nt
Organism: Heterocephalus glaber (naked mole-rat)
Lineage: Eukaryota; Metazoa; Chordata; Mammalia; Rodentia; Bathyergidae
Gene: Ovol3
Product: ovo like zinc finger 3
Biological process (GO): regulation of transcription by RNA polymerase II; epidermal cell differentiation
Cellular component (GO): nucleus
Molecular function (GO): RNA polymerase II cis-regulatory region sequence-specific DNA binding; DNA-binding transcription factor activity, RNA polymerase II-specific
Source: RefSeq, a predicted model, not a curated record